UGAAGGUUGAAGCUACUCGGGCUUGUUCGUUGUCGAAUGAUAAAGUAGUGAACAUUCAAGUUCGUGUAAUAAAAUAGUUACCUAGUUUAUCAAUUUUGAAGAUAACAAAAAUGAAAACUUACAGCAGAAAGAAAACCGGAACUGCAGAAACAGCAGGCGAGCAAGAAGUGAUAAUCGAUUUGAAUGAAAUCUGUAGACUCUGCAUGGCCAAAGAAGAUGAAUUAGUUCCGAUUUAUGGAGAUGAGGAUCCGGUUCCAUUAACCUUACGAAUUAUGGCUUGUGUGGCACUUGAGGUUUUUGAAGGAGAUGGCCUUCCAGAUAAAAUUUGUCGCCCUUGCAACUAUCAACUCAGCAAAUCAUAUAAUUUCAGAAAAAAAUGUGAAAGUUCAGAUUUGAAACUCAGACUGCAUUUGAAAGAUCUUCCAGAGGAAGAAUAUUGUAAAGAAGGUGGAAACAAUCAAAUGGAAAUUGAGGACAUAGAGAGUCAGAAUGGGGAUGAAAUCCUGAAUAAUCCUGUUGAACCAAGCACAGAAGAAGAUUUAGUUGGAGUGACCAAAGUUGCAUAUCUCCAGCAAGACCAGGAGCCUGACCCAGAUCCGGAGAACAUAACUUUACCCAAAGAAAGUGAGACCAUUGACAAAGAAGCAUGCACUUUGAAAACCAAUCAUCAGAUGAAAACGGAAAUUGAUACUGAAAACGAGGAAGAAUCUGAGAGCAUCUAUAUGGAAGAAACAAUUGAUAAUAGAAACCCACUCGAAGAAGCAAAUAUGAGUGCCAUUGCUACUGCAGUCAAAGCAACACUUGCUUCACAGACUGGAUUGAACUUUGAAGGCCAGCUCAAUAUAAAAGUCAAUCAAUCCGAUGGCAAGACUACCCAAGUAGAAGUCACAACAGAAGAUGGAUCUGUGAUUGUGAUGGAACUGAUGACAGAGGAAGCUGCUGAUGCCAUAAAACCAAAAGAUGUUAUUAAUUCAGAUGUCGAAGCACCUAUCUUUCAGUGUCCUGAAUGUCCAAAAUCAUUUUCUAGGAGAAUUCAAUUGAGAAGACACGCCUCAGUUCAUAUGCAGCAAAAAGGUUUCAGCUGUGGUAUAUGCGAAAAGUGGUUUCCAACAAGAUCGGCUCUUGUUCGUCAUGAACGUAUCCAUACAGGUGAACGACCUUUCCAGUGUGAAGUAUGCCAAAAGAGUUUCGCUCAAAAGGAAAUCCUCUUUAGGCACCUGAUGACACACACCGGCCAAAAACCGUACUCCUGUCCCCAAUGCAACAAGGGAUUUACGCAGAAAGAACCUCUUCGAGCCCACAUGCGGACUCACUCUGCAAACGGAGCUUCUGAAAUAAUUUUGCACUACUGCUCUCUGUGUCCCAAAGUUUUUUGCCAUGCUUCUGGUCUGAGCAGACAUCUAGUAACGCAUACUGGGAAAACAUUCAAGUGCAGAGACUGUGAUAAAUCGUUCACCGAUAAAAGUUCUUUAAGGCGACAUCAUUGGCAAACAAACCAUCAGCCAUAAAGCUCAGUCUAAAUCUAUAUGUAUAUGUAUGUAAGUUUGUAUAUAGUCCAUUCAUAAAGUGUUGAAACAAUCCAUUGUCUCACAAAUUGGGCUUGAAAUAAAGCUUGUACAGGGCGA
Molecule: messenger RNA, 1625 nt
Organism: Leptinotarsa decemlineata (Colorado potato beetle)
Lineage: Eukaryota; Metazoa; Arthropoda; Insecta; Coleoptera; Chrysomelidae
Biological process (GO): regulation of transcription by RNA polymerase II
Cellular component (GO): nucleus
Molecular function (GO): DNA-binding transcription factor activity; RNA polymerase II cis-regulatory region sequence-specific DNA binding; zinc ion binding
Source: RefSeq, a predicted model, not a curated record